AUGCCGGAUGAUGGUUUGUUUGUCGAAGAAAGGUUGUCAUAUGAGGGAUUGAUUAGUAAGAUUUGUAUGACCCUUGGUUGGGAUCCAGCACACGUGAAACUCCACCUUUCUUUGAUUUUCGAUAGUCCCGGUGGUAGGCGUGUAGUGAAGAUCAAGAAUGAUUCGCAUGUAGAGUUCAUGAACCGUGUAGAUCCAAUGUCAUGUUUGGAUUUAUACAUAGAUUUGGAAGAUAUCACUCAAGAAGAAAGAGAAGCGAGUUUGGAAAACGUGUCAUUUGGUGAUUUUCGAAGGGGGGAACGUGCUAGUACUUCUCGAAACCGUGAUGAAGAGGAGACACCUUUAUUUGCACAAAAUGACUACCGGGAAGAGUUGGAUUCCGACUACAUAGCUCCAAGUGAAAGCGAAGAAGACUGUGAUGUCUCCGGAGAGAGUGAUUUUGAAGAAAGUGAUGAUGAAAGGUUGGAAAAUGAGGAAAGGGAUUGUAAUCUAUUCGCCCGACGCCAUGUAUAUAGUAAGAUGGGGAACUGGGAUGCCUCAUGUGUAGACAAGGAUGAGUUUGCUCUUAAGAUGUGGGAUGAGACGCCCGAAGGAAUGGACAUUGGUGUUUGUUUCAAAUCUCAAUCAGAAGCAAAGCAUGCUGUGAAAUUAUGGAAUAUCCAUCAUAAAAGGGAAUAUACGGUCGCCGCGAGUAGUCCAAGGACGUGGGCUGUGCGGUGCAGAACAUUUAAUGUGGAAAGUGAGGAUGGUGAACCACCAUGUGAGUGGAAGAUGCGUGUGUCAUUGAAAGCUCACGGCCUUCAUGAAAUUGUGAGAUGGCAUGAUGCACAUAAUUGCAUGACUCCUGUGAAUGGUAAUGACAAUCGGUGUGUGGACGCGUCUUUGAUUGCUAGACUCAUCAGGAGAAAGGUUGAGGACAACGUAGAUUAUACGGUAGCCUCGGCACAGAAAGAUGUGAAGACCUUAUUGAAAGUAGAUGUGCCAUACAAAAGGGCGUGGCACGGGAGGAGGAAAGCCAUAGAAGCGGUUUAUGGUGAUUGGACCUCCAAUUUGAAGAACUUCCACGGGUUGUUGAGCGCAAUGUCACAGAUGGAUGAAUGGCGUGAUUUAGGAUAUGGUGGGCACUUUCUUUGCCUCCGCCACGUUCGCAGCAAUCUUGUGUCGCGAUAUAAUAGCAAAAAGGUGAAGCGGUUAUGUUGGAAGAUGGGCACGACACUUUCAAGAGUGAAAUACAACCGUAUGAGGGCAGAGCUUAUUGAAUUCAAACCUGCUGCAUGGGAGUAUCUUCGAGGGAUUGGGGGGAGUAACUGGGCUCGAUUGAAAGCCGGUCUUCGCCGUUGGGGCAUAGCGACAACCAACAUUUCUGAGAGUUACAACAAUGCGUUGAAAGGGAUCCGUUUUUUACCAAUUAGAGCCUUGAUCGAUGCAACCUUUCGCAAAACUAUUAAAUUCUAUAGAGAAGAACAAUUGUCUGCGAGAAAUUGCAUGACACCGAUCCCUCCUGAGUUAUGGAAAAAAUACGAGAAAAUGAAUGAUAAAGCAGCCAGUUUUGAAGCCACCCCUUUCGAUGGUGAUGAUGCUAUGUGGCGUGUUGUUACUACCACACGCCUAAGUGGCAGGGGUGGGUCUCUGUAUACGGUGAACUACGAUGAACAUAGGAUUGAAAUGGCGACGCCGGCAUCGGGCUCCCAAUAUGACUAUCAACCUAAACAUCUUCACCCGGGACCUAUACAAGAUAAAAUGCUAUAUCGUCAAACAAAGCAUAGGUCCCAAGCUGUCUAUGAGAACAGGAUACCGGACAUUAAGACAUUCCGCCUCAAGGGCCGUAGGUACGACAGCGAUUUUUGGGCGUUAUAUAAAAAUACGGCCCCGGAGAACACUGUCAAUCUACAGUUCUUGGCCCAGGUUGAGGAUUUGGAUCAGUGUAGUCGAUACAGUUGGGGAUCGGCACUGCUGGCUGGGUUGUACUCUGGCCUAUGCGAGGCAUCACAGUAUACCAUGCACGACGCCACCGGGUGUCUAUAUUUGCUACAGGUAUGGGCGUAUGAGCGGAUCGAGAGGAUCGCGCCCCAAAGAAAAGGAGUAGAUUAUUUGCUUGAUGAGACCGCUCCAUUAGCUCAGCGGUGGGAAUGUAGGUACACGUACGGCGACGCCCCAAGGAGCAGCACUCCACCGUUUAGAGAUCAAUUAACAAGUCUGCGUGUUGAAGAUUUUCGGUGGCAACCAUAUGCACAUGUCCUCCAUAGACUCCCUGAUUUCUGUACACAAGGCCAAGCCAUUUGGACGACUAGGUGUUGGAUGUUCUGUUGGGCUAUUAGGGAACCCCACGAGUCGGGCAGAGUCGUAAGACAAUUUGGAUACAUACAGGAUGUUCCCAAGCGCCCCAUGAUUAAAGAUAACGCAGCAUUUCUUCUCGAUCACGCCCACAGUAUGUGCAGGUAUCCUAGCAAUAGUUGGGAGGAUCACCAUUCCAUGAUACGCCGUCAUUGGAAUAGGAGAGAAGAGUUCGUGCUACGAGAUUUGGAGGAAGGAGAUCCUGGUUCCGUAUAUGAGGGUACUAUGAAUGGUUUAUGGUGA
Oldenlandia corymbosa var. corymbosa is the source of this 2574-nucleotide messenger RNA. The record is from the annotation of a GenBank genome assembly. NCBI's taxonomy places the organism in Eukaryota, Viridiplantae, Streptophyta, Magnoliopsida, Gentianales, Rubiaceae.